Orbicella faveolata is the source of this 4493-nucleotide messenger RNA. RefSeq names its product adenosine receptor A2b-like. Gene Ontology annotation, biological process: G protein-coupled receptor signaling pathway. The record is from RefSeq and is a predicted model, not a curated record. Gene Ontology annotation, cellular component: plasma membrane. Lineage: Eukaryota; Metazoa; Cnidaria; Anthozoa; Scleractinia; Merulinidae. Gene Ontology annotation, molecular function: G protein-coupled receptor activity.
ACUAAGACAUUUGAGCACAAAUCUGCAAGUAAGAUUUUGCGUGCCAAUGAUACUUUAACUGUUUAGGCAGAACUCUACGCUGAAACAAGAAUCUCGUGGACUUUUAACUCAAGAACCUCGCUGAAAAAGAAAAAUCAAAGAUUUUAUACAAAGCAGCUAUUAGAACGUCCAACAAAAGGAAGUUGACGGCUAGCUGGUGGAAACCUUCUUUCUCCGCAUCAACAUUGUAACUGACACGCCAUACCAGUGAAAUUAAGAAAAUGUCCCAGCCAUCGAGAAUAGAUAUCACGGAGGAUGAGAACCGAGCCUGGUGCAUCGUCUAUGGCAUUGAGUCAGCUGCGAUCAUCCUUGGUAAUCUCCUCGUCAUAGCUGCUUUUGCUGCCACCAAGUCCCUUCACAAGAAAACCUACCUUCUUAUUAUUAGCUUAGCUGUAGCUGAUCUCCUGGUAGGUGCAGUAGCAGUUCCGAUGUUCAUCCGUGUGAUCGGCGGUUCAGUCACCAGAUGGUGGGAAUUGGAUAGUCACCUGCCACACACGCACACUGCUAUAGAGAUCUUCUGUUCGUACGCCUCGAUUUUCUUCCUCGUUGCCAUCGCCUUAGAAAGGCUUUACGCUGCAUUGUCACCACUUAAUCAUGGUAACACGAAAGCUUCGGUUUAUUACACUGUCAUCGCCUCAAUUUGGGCUCUAGCACUGCUCCUGGGCAUUUUAUCCUUUCUUCGUGAGAGUCACGUUGGCGCCGCCGACAAUGGGGGAGUAUUUUUUUUUAUUAUGGUUUUGCUUGCUCUUUCUAUGAUCACUCUUGUGAUCGCUUAUGGUAUAAUAGCGAUCAGUUUGCUAAGUUCGCGCAGUAAGAGCGAUGAUUUUGAGAAAAGAAUGGCAGUCACACUCCUGAUAUUGACCGUGAUUUUCAUAGUUACUUGGUUGCCAUUCAAAGUUAUCAAUUAUAUCUUUCAUUUGGAUCCUGCUGCAACCCUUUCGUGCGCAGAAAAUGAUUUUGCUUGCCUCUACCAUGCAGUAUAUGCCACCAAGCUUCUUCACUACUUUAACUCAAUCGUGAAUCCUAUCGUCUAUGCUUUGCGCGUGAAAGAUUUUAGGAAAGGGGUAAGGCGGGUUUUUUGUGGGUGCUGCGGAGAGAGCCUUCCACAGAAUCCUCCCUUGGGAACGGAAAAAGGAAUCGACAACAUGGUGUCCAUGCAGUCUAUUGAGACUGUUGUUCCCUCCAUGUUUUUGUAAAUAGUCACUUAUGGAGCUCCUUUUAGUGAUAAAAAUGGAGGUAGACAAGAAAGAGAUUCGGUGGAUGCAUCUGUAGUUGGGUAGGAAUUUGCGUAAUUACAUUUCUGGUCUUGUUUUGUAUCAGACAAUCAAUCGAGUCUGAAAUUUUAACGUCCAAGUCAGCGCGUUGCUAAGUAACGGGUGCGAAAUGAUUGUUCUUUCUUGCUGACAAUAAAUGACAUCUUCAAAAGUUAUAAGUUUUUUUCAGAAUCUUAUGACGGGUUUUGUCUUUCACGGACUCAUUUACUCGCAAUACCCUAGAAGUGAUUUUAGCCCAAAUUACUGCGUGAAAAGUAUUUUUUAUGGUAAGCAAUUCAUAUUUACUGUCACGUAUACGUAGAACCAGUAACGGAAAAUAUUUUCUUAGUUGUGUAUGUAGAAAAAUUGAGAUGUAGAAUAAUAAUAAAUGCAAGGUAUUGUUUUCUUUCUGCUGAAUAUAGAGUGGACGUAGAUUUGUUAGUAGAUCAAAACAUAUGUUUUUAAAACGAGGUUAUCAAGUGUCUUAUUGCAACCGUUGUAAAUUGCUUUUAAUCCACAAAAGAUAUUUGUAAUGUGAAAUGUAGUUGUGACUAGGUCCUUUUAAUUGUAGAUAUUUUUUAUUCAUAAAUAAAACAGUAACCCCCCGUAUCCUGGAUUCUUUUGAUGUAGCCAUACUGUGUAAGCCCGAGCGCUGGUGAACGUAUAUGUAGUCUUAAAAUGAGCCAUGUUUUUUUGUUUGAUAAUCAAAUGCAAUGGCCCCUUAAGGUAUCUUACUUUUUGUCAUGACCAUCUAAAUUUAUAUAUCGAUAAAAUAUUAUCAUGGUUUAGUGAGCGAUAAUCCAAAUCUGGUCUGAGGCCGUUGUAAAUUGCUUUUAAUCCACAAAAGAUAUUUGUAACGUGAAAUGUAGUUGUGACUAGGUCCUUUUAAUUGUAGAUAUUUUUUAUUCAUAAAUAAAACAGUAACCCCCCGUAUCCUGGAUUCUUUUGAUGUAGCCAUACUGUGUAAGCCCGAGCGCUGGUGAACGUAUAUGUAGUCUUAAAAUGAGCCAUGUUUUUUUGUUUGAUAAUCAAAUGCAAUGGCCCCUUAAGGUAUCUUACUUUUUGUCAUGACCAUCUAAAUUUAUAUAUCGAUAAAAUAUUAUCAUGGUUUAGUGAGCGAUAAUCCAAAUCUGGUCUGAGGCCGUUGUAAAUUGCUUUUAAUCCACAAAAGAUAUUUGUAACGUGAAAUGUAGUUGUGACUAGGUCCUUUUAAUUGUAGAUAUUUUUUAUUCAUAAAUAAAACAGUAACCCCCCGUAUCCUGGAUUCUUUUGAUGUAGCCAUACUGUGUAAGCCCGAGCGCUGGUGAACGUAUAUGUAGUCUUAAAAUGAGCCAUGUUUUUUUGUUUGAUAAUCAAAUGCAAUGGCCCCUUAAGGUAUCUUACUUUUUGUCAUGACCAUCUAAAUUUAUAUAUCGAUAAAAUAUUAUCAUGGUUUAGUGAGCGAUAAUCCAAAUCUGGUCUGAGGCCGUUGUAAAUUGCUUUUAAUCCACAAAAGAUAUUUGUAACGUGAAAUGUAGUUGUGACUAGGUCCUUUUAAUUGUAGAUAUUUUUUAUUCAUAAAUAAAACAGUAACCCCCCGUAUCCUGGAUUCUUUUGAUGUAGCCAUACUGUGUAAGCCCGAGCGCUGGUGAACGUAUAUGUAGUCUUAAAAUGAGCCAUGUUUUUUUGUUUGAUAAUCAAAUGCAAUGGCCCCUUAAGGUAUCUUACUUUUUGUCAUGACCAUCUAAAUUUAUAUAUCGAUAAAAUAUUAUCAUGGUUUAGUGAGCGAUAAUCCAAAUCUGGUCUGAGGCCGUUGUAAAUUGCUUUUAAUCCACAAAAGAUAUUUGUAACGUGAAAUGUAGUUGUGACUAGGUCCUUUUAAUUGUAGAUAUUUUUUAUUCAUAAAUAAAACAGUAACCCCCCGUAUCCUGGAUUCUUUUGAUGUAGCCAUACUGUGUAAGCCCGAGCGCUGGUGAACGUAUAUGUAGUCUUAAAAUGAGCCAUGUUUUUUUGUUUGAUAAUCAAAUGCAAUGGCCCCUUAAGGUAUCUUACUUUUUGUCAUGACCAUCUAAAUUUAUAUAUCGAUAAAAUAUUAUCAUGGUUUAGUGAGCGAUAAUCCAAAUCUGGUCUGAGGCCGUUGUAAAUUGCUUUUAAUCCACAAAAGAUAUUUGUAACGUGAAAUGUAGUUGUGACUAGGUCCUUUUAAUUGUAGAUAUUUUUUAUUCAUAAAUAAAACAGUAACCCCCCGUAUCCUGGAUUCUUUUGAUGUAGCCAUACUGUGUAAGCCCGAGCGCUGGUGAACGUAUAUGUAGUCUUAAAAUGAGCCAUGUUUUUUUGUUUGAUAAUCAAAUGCAAUGGCCCCUUAAGGUAUCUUACUUUUUGUCAUGACCAUCUAAAUUUAUAUAUCGAUAAAAUAUUAUCAUGGUUUAGUGAGCGAUAAUCCAAAUCUGGUCUGAGGCCGUUGUAAAUUGCUUUUAAUCCACAAAAGAUAUUUGUAACGUGAAAUGUAGUUGUGACUAGGUCCUUUUAAUUGUAGAUAUUUUUUAUUCAUAAAUAAAACAGUAACCCCCCGUAUCCUGGAUUCUUUUGAUGUAGCCAUACUGUGUAAGCCCGAGCGCUGGUGAACGUAUAUGUAGUCUUAAAAUGAGCCAUGUUUUUUUGUUUGAUAAUCAAAUGCAAUGGCCCCUUAAGGUAUCUUACUUUUUGUCAUGACCAUCUAAAUUUAUAUAUCGAUAAAAUAUUAUCAUGGUUUAGUGAGCGAUAAUCCAAAUCUGGUCUGAGGCCGUUGUAAAUUGCUUUUAAUCCACAAAAGAUAUUUGUAACGUGAAAUGUAGUUGUGACUAGGUCCUUUUAAUUGUAGAUAUUUUUUAUUCAUAAAUAAAACAGUAACCCCCCGUAUCCUGGAUUCUUUUGAUGUAGCCAUACUGUGUAAGCCCGAGCGCUGGUGAACGUAUAUGUAGUCUUAAAAUGAGCCAUGUUUUUUUGUUUGAUAAUCAAAUGCAAUGGCCCCUUAAGGUAUCUUACUUUUUGUCAUGACCAUCUAAAUUUAUAUAUCGAUAAAAUAUUAUCAUGGUUUAGUGAGCGAUAAUCCAAAUCUGGUCUGAGGCCGUUGUAAAUUGCUUUUAAUCCACAAAAGAUAUUUGUAAUGUGAAAUGUAGUUGUGACUAGGUCCUUUUAAUUGUAGAUAUUUUUUAUUCAUAAAUAAAACAGUAACCCCCCGUA